AUGGAUUGGUAUUGCCAACUUACCGAUCGUCUCUUGAACCAAGAAAAUAUCGAAGUUGGAUCACAAUCCUACCAGAAUGUUUUCAAUGAGCUAGAAGGCACAGUCGUUGCGCUCUACAAAGCCCUGCUUCUUUACCAGAUGAAGAGUGUAUGCUCUUACUACAAGAACCAAGGCUUGGUCUUUUUACGCAACACGAUCAAUCUGGAUGACUGGGAUGGCGAGCUGGAAGCAAUCAAGAGCUCCGAGGAAGCCGUUCAGAAGGAUACGGAUCAAUACUGUACACUCUAUUCGAAGGAUGCCCUCGGCACACUUGUCAAGCAGAGCCAAGAGGAACAGAAGAUCCUAGGUGAUUUUCACCAGACGCUUCAGGAUUAUAUCCUGGCUCAGAAGAAUAUUCACAGAGACGAGCAAGAUUCCAAGGACCUUCGAGAUAUCUUUGUGGGCGAUCCGCAAGGAGUGAUGGAGAUCAUUCAGAGAAAGAACGACAAAUUGCUCCGUGCCGCAUACGAGUGGAUUCUUGACACUCCGGAGUAUCAAAAAUUUACCAAUUGGAGUGAUCCAGACUCAUGCAGAGUACUCUGUCUGACUGGACCUGCUGGAACAGGAAAAUCGAUGUUGACCAUCGGCAUUCUCUCUGAACUCGCGAGACAGCCCCCCUGGCGUGUCAUACUUCUUCUUUCAGGCAUCGCAACGCAACAUGACCAGCCCGAUGGAUGCCCUGCGCUCGUUGAUCUGGAUGCUUCUAAUCUAAUUCAGCAGCCACAUCUGUUAUCCUAUCUUCGAGAGACUCUCAGAAAUGCAGGCGCAAGCUACUUCGAUACUCCAGCUAAUUUCUGGCCUCUAGCUGAAAUCUUCAAGCAGAUGCUGGCUGAUAAAGACAUGUCUCCGGUUUAUCUGACCCUUGACGCGCUUGAUGAAUGCGAUGAUCAUGUCGGUGGACCUAGAAUUCAACAUGUCAUAUCACUCAUCUCGGAAACUCUCAGUGUUUCCAAGAAGGUGAAAUGGCUGGUAUCUAGUCGGCCGGAGAUCAACCUUGUCAAUGUGCUCCUAAGAAAGGAAGCCUCGGGUGCGGUGGUGGGAGUUAACGUUUAUAGUCGACCAGAGCCUGUCAAUGCCUAUAUCAAACACAAACUCGCUGAGCUCGAGAAUGAACAUAACUAUGCACAAGACAUUCUGGACGACAUGUCAAAUGAGAUCCGCAAGCGAGCCCAAAAUACCUUUUUGUGGGUAUCUCUCGUUUUCAAGGACAUCAUUGAGAAUGAUCUCCCUGACUACGAAGCCAUUGAUCAUAUUAAGGCCAGUCCGCCUUCGUUGAAGAGUUUGUAUGAUCGCUUAAUGGCCAAGAUUCAGAGUAUCACGGCAAAUGAUCGCGAGUAUUGUGGGGCAGUCAUGGCGGCUUCGUGCUUUGCAUACAGACCUUUAGCCUAUGCUGAGCUUCACAUCCUCGCUGGGCUGCAUCCUCGUGCAUCUCCAGACCGAUUCCUUCGGAUUUGUGGUUCCUUUUUGACUGUUGAGAAUGGCAUCAUACAUGUUAUUCAUAACUCUACAAGAGAAUACCUGAACGAGUUCUUUUCGGCAACUCCAGGGGGUAUUGGCCAGUGCCAUUUAGAUAUGAGCAAACGCUCAAUAGGUGUUAUGUCGCAAAAGUUGAAGAGAAAUAUGUAUGGUCUCGAACCAGGUGUCGAAUCACAGGAUAUCAUUGCGCCCGAAAACGACCCAUUAGCUCCCCUGGGUUACUCCUGCGAGUUUUGGGCCCAGCACCUUUGCCAGAGUGGAGAUAAGCUUACCGACGCUGGAGAGGUCCUCGGUUUCUUGGAAAUGCAUCUCUUUCACUGGUUCGAAAGUCUGAGCUUGAAAUCGAAGCUUCCAAGCGCGAUACCAUCCAUUCGAGACCUCUUAAAAAAAGCCGAGUUAUGUGGCCUUAUUUCUGUCAGAUGUUUCAUUACUAACAAGCUUCAGGUGACAUCGAACGAGAGCGCUCAGCUUAUCAAUCUUUUGAAGGAUGCGGACCGAUUUGCCCUCAAAAAUUUGUCAGUCAUGGAGCAGGCACCUUUGCAAAUUUAUGGCACUGCCCUGAUCCUGAGCCCCUUAGCAAGCCAAAUCAGAGCUCGACACUGGGAGGAAAGAUUUGAUUUCAUCAAGGAUAUCAAAGGCGUGGCUAGGAGCUGGGAUCCCUGUCUUAUGACACUGGACACCCCACAAGGCUUGGGGGCAAUCAAAUUCUCGCCCCAAUAG
Molecule: messenger RNA, 2235 nt
Organism: Penicillium macrosclerotiorum
Lineage: Eukaryota; Fungi; Ascomycota; Eurotiomycetes; Eurotiales; Aspergillaceae
Exons: 2
Coding region: 1-2235 (744 amino acids)
Source: RefSeq, a predicted model, not a curated record